Messenger RNA from Trichosporon asahii var. asahii CBS 2479, 585 nucleotides. RefSeq lists its product as uncharacterized. The transcript has 2 exons. The record is from RefSeq and is a predicted model, not a curated record. Bases 1 to 585 code for a protein of 194 amino acids. Lineage: Eukaryota; Fungi; Basidiomycota; Tremellomycetes; Trichosporonales; Trichosporonaceae.
AUGUUCCGACCAACCCUCCCGGCUGCAGUCCUGCACCGCGCGCGCCCGACGCGCCUUCCCAUCCCGCGAUCGCCGUUCGAGCCGCGCCCCGCGCGCGCGACAGAGGGCGCAAGCGUCGACCGCCCCGUCGCCCUCGUCGGACCCUCGGAACCCACCUCGUCGUCGGCCCAGCUCGACUCGGGCCUGACGCUGCACUACGCCCCGCCCGCGUCGGCGCCGAGCUACACGCUCGGCCUGCCCACACAGUUCACGCAGUGGGUGCAGGGACACCAGGUCGAGCUUUCUGGCGAGGAGGCCGCGCCGCUCCUGCACGUGAAGGAGAGCGAGAGGAAAGUCAACCCCCGCUGGGACGAGGGCAUGCUGGCCAAGAUUAGGGAGCUCAGGGAGAAGGGAUACUCGAAGGGAGAGAUUGCGCAGGAGCUCGACAUUCCCAAGUCCCAGACGCCGCUGAUCUCCCGCGUCGCCCCGCUGUCCCGAGCAGCUCGCGCCAAGAAGGAGGCCGCCCUCGCGCACCAGAAGGUCUCGUGGGGAGAGCGCAAGCAGCUCUUCCGCGACCUUCGCGAGAAGCGCAGGACGUUCUGGUAA